AUCCAAUCCCAACAAACCCUAAUGGCGUGCCACCACCAUCACAACCAGCACCACCACAGCUCCGCCACCUGCUGCUCCACCUGUUAUUGCUCUCAGUGUUUCCACCCACCACCACCAUCACCUCCAUAUACCCUACAAUCUGAGCCUCUUCUACAAGCCCUUGCCUCUCUCCUCCAACCCCAACACAAUCACCAUCUAAAUCAAAUCCAUGUUCUAAAACCCUUCCAAGAUGCCACUAAAAACCAUCACUUCCAUCGCAAACAACAUCCCCAACAAGACCCCAACUCUCUCAUCUCUUCACUUCUGAGCCGCAUUGAUGUUCUUGAAUCAUCACUACACAGCUUUUCCAGAGCCUCGAAUUGCUCUUCUAACCCUUCGUUUAUGCUUAAAGAUGCAGCCGCUCGUGUAAUCCAAACCCAUUUCAGAGCUUUCCUAGUUCAUAGAUCGAGAACACUUAGACAGCUCAAAGAUCUCGCCUUUAUCAAAUCAAGUCUCAAUUCUCUCAAGCUCUCGGUUUCCAAUAAAACCCAUCUUCAUCCCCAAGUCGUUUCUCAAAAAGCCAUGGAUUUGCUUCUAAAACUUGACUCUUUCCAGGGUGGUGAUCCAAUGAUUAGAGAUGGUAAAAGGUCAGUUAGUAGAGAUUUGAUUCAGUUUUUGGAAUAUAUUGAUGGGUUGGCUUUGAAAAGGAAUAAGCUCCUGUAUAAGAAUGCAAAAAAUAUGAGGAUUUUGAGGUCUAGCUGUGGAGAAGUAAUGGAGAAACUGCGAAAGCUUGAAAGGUUUUCCAGCAAUGAAGAAGGAGAUGAUGUUGUUGAGCUUGAAGGUUUUCAUCAAGGUAUUAAUGGAGGAGAGUAUCAAAAUAAAAAUGCUGGGGUUUUGGUUAAAAGGCAAGGGAUUCGACCGAAAGUGAACAAAACAGUGAGGUUUGCUGAGAAUGGGAAUGUGUAUAGGAUUAUCAGCAAUGAAAAUGAUGUUAGUUCAAGUGGAGAUGGUAGUUUAACCGACGAGUGUGUUUCGAGUGAUGAUCAUGGAGAUAUAAUGGAGAAUCUUGUUGAUGAAAGUGAAGAUUUAGUUGCGAAUUUGGAGGUGAUGAACUUGAAUGAUGGAGAGUCUUUGCAGAGCAGUGAUCGAGAGAAGAAUUCGAGGAGGAACUUGAGCAAACAAGCUAAAACGGAGACUGGUGGGAACUAUCAGAUUCAAGGUGGAGAUUUUGUGUUUUCUGCACCAUUGCCGUUGAAGAUGGAAUCUAAAGCUGAUCCGGUGAAGAAGAAAGACGGUGCACUCAAAAUUGUUUCAUAGAUGUCACCUAAUAUGAAGGAUUAGAUCUUUAUUGGUUCUUCUUCCAUGUUUGUGACCAGAAUAGUAGUGAGAGUGCUACCGUGGACGUGUUCCGAGAA
Molecule: messenger RNA, 1394 nt
Organism: Hibiscus syriacus
Lineage: Eukaryota; Viridiplantae; Streptophyta; Magnoliopsida; Malvales; Malvaceae
Product: BAG family molecular chaperone regulator 8, chloroplastic-like
Exons: 2
Coding region: 22-1296 (424 amino acids)
Biological process (GO): protein folding
Cellular component (GO): plasmodesma
Source: RefSeq, a predicted model, not a curated record